AUACAUUAAGACUCCAACACUGUUACCUUUGUCUUCAACAAUAAGCUAACAACAACAGAAAGAAAAGAACAAUCGUUUACUCUGGUCAACCUCCGUUCCUUCACCGCCGUCUCCAAUGGCCAAACCGCCAUUCCUCACCGUCAUCUCACUCUUCAUCCUCCUCUUCCAAUUCUCCACCGCGGAGAUCAAAACCCUCACCAUAACCUCUGACACCCGCCCAAUGAUCCUCUUCGAGAAAUUCGGCUUUACCCACACCGGCCACGUCUCCAUCGCCGUCUCCUCCGUCUCUGUAGUGGCACCUUCCCAACCCGAUCCGUCGCGCUUAGGCUUCUUCCUCCUAAACGAAGAGUCACUCCUCCAAGUCCUAAUAGAGAUCCAGCAAAACCCUAGCUUCUGCGUCCUCGAUUCCCGCUACAUCACUCGCCUCUUCACCUUCCGCGGCCUCUCUCCCCCUCCCACCGCCUCCUUCACCCAAACCUACAACGUCACCUUCCCCAACGAAUACAGCCUCUUCUUCGCCAACUGCGCCCCCGAAAGCUCCGUCUCCAUGGCCGUUCGCACCGAGCUCUACAACCUUGACCCUGACCGUUCCCGGGACUACCUCUCCGCCGGUCAAACUCAACUUCCUUCCCUCUUCUUUCUCUUCUCCCUCGCUUACUUCGCCUUCCUCGCCUUCUGGCUCUACCUCUGUCACUCCAACAAACGCUCCCUUCACCGGAUCCACCUCUUGAUGGCCUCGCUCCUCCUCAUGAAGGCUCUUAACCUCAUCUGCGCCGCUGAGGACAAACACUUCGUUAAAGUCACCGGCACUCCCCAUGGUUGGGACGUUCUCUUCUACAUCUUCCAGUUCAUUCGCGUAGUUUUGCUCUUCACCGUCAUCGUUUUGGUCGGAACCGGCUGGUCAUUUCUUAAACCCUUUUUGCAAGAGAGGGAGAAGAAGGUGCUUAUGAUUGUUAUUCCCCUUCAGGUUCUCGCCAAUGUCGCUUCCAUUGUAAUUGGCGAAACUGGACCCUUCAUCAAGGAUUGGGUUACUUGGAAUCAGGUUUUCCUGCUCGUUGAUAUUAUCUGUUGCUGUGCGAUUAUUUUCCCCAUUGUUUGGUCCAUAAGGUCGCUUAGGGAAACCUCUAAGACCGAUGGGAAGGCUGCGAGGAACUUGGCCAAGUUGACACUGUUUAGGCAGUUUUACAUUGUUGUGAUUGGUUACUUGUAUUUCACGCGGAUUGUGGUUUUUGCUCUGAAAACCAUUGCUGCGUACAAGUAUCAGUGGGUGAGUAAUCUUGCUGAGGAGACUGCGAGUCUUGCGUUUUAUAUUGUUAUGUUCUAUAUGUUUAGGCCUGUGGAGAGGAAUGAGUACUUUGUUCUCGAUGAGGAGGAAGAAGAGGCUGCGGAGAUUGCUCUCAGGGAUGAAGAAUUUGAGCUUUGAGACUAUCAGUGCAAUAUGGUUUCGUUUUUGGUUGACUUGGGAGAAUCGAUACAUAGAGCAAGGGAAGUACGCAAUUGAACAGAGUACUUUUGAAUGGCUUGCCAAGUGCUUUGCAUGGCUCCACUUUCCUUUUAUUAAAAGGGUACCAUGAAGCAUAGCAAGGCUUGACUGCUAGGCAAGUGGACUGUGGAGGGUUUUGUGGUUAAUUAUAUCAUAAAACUAUUUGCAUGUUAAAUGUAUGUAUUUUCGUUUUAUUUGAUCGUGGUUUAUACUUAUUCAUUUUUAUGAAAGAUAAAUGCUGGUGCUUUUACCACUUCAAAUGCAAAGAGUCGUGUAAAAUGGAUGGUUUAUGAAUAGUUCACAUUUGAUACCUCAAUUUAGAACUAGUCAUUUUAUGCUUGUUCCUAUCUUGUGAACUUUACCUUGUGGCGGGAAAAGAGCUGGACUGGAAUUU
Molecule: messenger RNA, 1877 nt
Organism: Abrus precatorius (Indian licorice)
Lineage: Eukaryota; Viridiplantae; Streptophyta; Magnoliopsida; Fabales; Fabaceae
Product: protein GPR107-like
Exons: 2
Coding region: 116-1423 (435 amino acids)
Biological process (GO): transport
Cellular component (GO): membrane; Golgi apparatus
Source: RefSeq, a predicted model, not a curated record